UAAUAUGAGAUCCUUUCAGAAAAGUUAUGAACGAACGAUGAGUGGACUUAAAAACCCCAUAUCAGAGAAUGGUGAAGACGGGAUGAGUGGCUGCCAUGAAAAUCUUCUUUUACCUCCCUAUUAUGUGUUAGAAAAUAGUCAAUCACAGAAUGGCAAAAAAAAAAAUGAGCUUGCCCCGGGAAACAUUUUUGCAAAUUCUAAAUGUGGGGAACAUUUAAAAAAGAAAUCUCCUUGUUCUAUGAAAAAGACAAAUCAAGAAGAUGAAACAUCAUUGUCUUGUCCUGAAUGUGGGAAAUCUUUUAGUAAAAAACCAGGUCUUGUGAAACAUCAGAAAAUACACACAGAAGAGAAGCCAUUUCCUUGUACUGAAUGUGGGAAAUGUUUUAGCCAAAAAAUACAUCUUGUGGAACAUCAGAGAACUCAUACAGGAGAAAAGCCAUUUUCAUGUUCUGAAUGUGAAAAAUGUUUUACCUAUCAAUCAAAUCUUAUUAUUCAUAUGAAAACUCAUACAGGAGAGAAGCCAUUUUCAUGUUCAGAAUGUGGGAAAUGUUUUAGUAUGAAAUCAAAUCUUAUUCAUCAUCAGAGAACUCACACAGGAGAGAAGCCAUUUUCAUGUCCUGAGUGUGGAAAGUGUUUUACUCAGAAAGGACAUCUUGUAAAACAUCAAAGAACUCACACAGGAGAGAAGCCAUUUGCAUGUCUUGAAUGUGGUAAGUGUUUAAGUAAGAAAUUAGGCCUUGAGCAACAUCAGAGAACUCACACAGGAGAGAAGCCAUAUUCAUGCUCAGAAUGUGGAAAAUGUUUUACUCAUCACUCACAUAUUGUUGAACAUCUAAAAACUCACACAGGAGAGAAGCCAUUUUCUUGUUUAGAAUGUGGAAAAGUUUUUAGUUAUAAAUCACAUCUUAUUAGUCAUCAGAGAACUCACACAGGAGAGAAGCCAUUUUCAUGCCCUGAAUGUGAAAGGUGUUUCAGUCAGAGAAUAUCCCUUGUGGAACAUCUGAAAACUCACACAGGAGAGAAGCCAUUUUCAUGUUCAGAAUGUGGGAAAUGUUUUAGUCAGAAAUCACAUUUUAUUAAUCAUCAGAGAACUCACACAGGGGAGAAGCCAUUUUCAUGCCCUGAAUGUGGGAAUUGUUUUAGUCACAAAAUAACUCUUGUGGGACAUCUGAAAACUCACACAGGGGAGAAGCCAUUUUCAUGUCCUGAAUGUGGGAAAUAUUUUAGUCAUAAAUCAAAUAUUGUUGAUCAUCUGAAAACCCACUCAGGAGAGAAGCAAUUUUCAUGUUCAGAAUGUGGGAAAGGUUUUGUUCAUAAAACAAAUUUUGAUAAUCAUCAGAGAACUCACACAGGGGAGAAGCCAUUUUCAUGUACUGAAUGUGGAAAAUGUUUUAAUCAGAAAUCAAAUCUUAUGGGACAUCUGAAAACUCACACAGGGGAGAAGCCAUUUUCAUGCCUAAAAUGUGGUAAAUGUUUUAAUCAGAAAUCGAUACUUUUUAGACAUCAAAGAACUCACACAGGGGAGAAGCCAUUUUCAUAUUGAGCAUGUGGGCAAUUUUUUUAGGCUGAGAAAAUAAUUUUAUCAACUAAGAACUCACACAUGAAAGAAGCCAGAUUCAUGUAUAUGUACAUCAAAUGUCAGGUCUGGGUAUACGGAGCAGGUGGGGCUUGCAUGUACCGUAUUUUCCGGCAUAUAAGACGACUGGGCGUAUAAGAUGACCCACAACUUUUACAGUUAAAAUAAAGAGUUUGGGAUAUACUCGCCGUAUAAGACUAGCUAUCUACAGCAAUGUACUGUACCUUACCAUUGUUCCCCCACACUAGGUAGGCAGCAUAGUUCCCCCCUACAUUAGGUUGUCAGCAUAGUUCCCCCACAUUAGGUUGUCAGCACAGUUCCCCCACAUUCGGUUGUAGUUUCCCCACAUUAGGUUGGCAGUAUAGUUCCCCCACAUUAGGUUUUAGU
Messenger RNA from Hyla sarda, 1963 nucleotides. RefSeq names its product gastrula zinc finger protein XlCGF57.1-like. NCBI's taxonomy places the organism in Eukaryota, Metazoa, Chordata, Amphibia, Anura, Hylidae. The coding region runs from base 5 to 1543 and encodes 512 amino acids. Gene Ontology annotation, molecular function: RNA polymerase II cis-regulatory region sequence-specific DNA binding; DNA-binding transcription factor activity. The record is from RefSeq and is a predicted model, not a curated record. The transcript is spliced from 2 exons. Gene Ontology annotation, biological process: regulation of transcription by RNA polymerase II.